AUGGCUCCUCUCGCUAAACUUGCUACUGUUGCUUUGAUGAUUGCCUCUGGCGCCGUCGCUGCUCCCUGGGACAGCACCUCUCGUCACAUGACCCAUCGUGUUCGCUCGGUCGGUCCUCAGAAAGCUCAGUUCCAGUCUUACCAUCCUCCGUCGACCUUUGAGACUUUCGGCCAAGGUGUCGACCACCCUUUGACCAAGCGUGGGAUUAGGGACGCAAGCACUCUGGAGGCCGCCAAAGCUUUCCUUGAGAGCAAACUCGGUGUCUCUGCUGACGCUCUGUCCCACAAGAGUGGCUCCACUUCCGAUAUUACUGAGCACGAGUACUUCCGCCAGCAGCUUAACGGCAUCCCGAUCGCAAAUGCCGUAGCUAAUGUCGCGCUCAAGAAUAACAAAGUUGUUUCGUAUGGUGCCAGUUUUGUCAAGCCAAAGUCUGUCGCUUCAGCCACGCCUACCUUGACCAAGGAGCAAGCUAUUACCAAGGCCGAGGCUGCAACAGGGGGGAAGUAUAACAAAUGGCCUACCACUCUUGAGUACUUUGCCAAGGACUCGGACCAUGUCGUUCUUGCACACGUAGUCCAAGUCCAAAACGAUCAGUCCGACGAGUGGUAUGAAGCAUUUGUCGAUGCCAGCACCGGAGAAAUCGUCAAUAUCGUUUCUUUCGUGGCUGAUGCUAGCUACCGCGUGGUUCCAUUCACCUCCCAAUCACCUGAUGAUGGAUUUUCUACUGUGACUGACCCUCAAGACACUGUGUCUUCCCCUAACGGAUGGCACCAGUAUGGUACGACCAGCACGACCAGCACCUCUGGCAACAACGUCAUUUCGUACAAGAGCUCCACCAGCGGCACAACCUCGCAAUCGAGCGCCACGAAUAAUUAUAACUAUGUCUUUAACUCGGCUGUCUCUCCUUCCACUAGCCCCAAUGUGGAUGCUGCUCGCGUCAAUGCGUUCUACGUGGCCAACAUGAUUCACGAUGUUACCUACCGCUACGGCUUUGACGAAACUUCAUACAACUUCCAGCAGAACAACAAUGGCAAAGGUGGUGCACAAAACGACCGCGUCCAGAUUUCUGUUCAGGACUCUUCUGGUACCAACAACGCUAACUUUGCCACCCCUGCUGAUGGUCAGCCUGGCCAGAUGCGUAUGUAUACCUGGACUUACACUACCCCCAACCGCGACGGUGCCCUCGAGAAUGACAUUGUUACACAUGAAUACACCCAUGGAAUCUCCAACCGCCUGACUGGUGGUGGAACUGGUCGCUGCUUGCAAACCACUGAGGCCGGUGGAAUGGGCGAGGGCUGGUCUGAUGCAUUCGCGGACUGGACGGAACAGACCAGUGCGACUGACAAAGACUUCACCCUUGGCUCAUAUGUUAUCAAGAAUGCUGCCGGUAUUCGCUCCUACCCAUACUCUACCAGCAAAACAACCAACCCCCUUACCUAUGGCUCUCUCCGUACCCUCAAUGAGGUGCAUGACAUUGGUGAGGUUUGGGCUCUCAUCUGGCACGAGGUGUAUGCUGCUUUGAUUAAAAAAUCUGGAUUCUCGGCUAGCAAGAACGACCCUACCGGCACAGCUGGUAAUAUUGUUGCUCUACAUUUGUUCAUUGAUAGUCUGAAACUCCAGCCCUGCAACCCAACUUUCAUCUCUGCUCGUGAUGCCAUUAUCCAAGCCGACGCCAACCGAUACGCAGGCGCCAACAAGUGCACACUUUGGGCUGCAUUUGCCAAGCGCGGCCUUGGAAGCGGUGCGACUACGACCAAGGCGGACAGUACGACUGUCCCUAGCGGAUGCUAG
Molecule: messenger RNA, 1791 nt
Organism: Rhizoctonia solani
Lineage: Eukaryota; Fungi; Basidiomycota; Agaricomycetes; Cantharellales; Ceratobasidiaceae
Product: extracellular metalloproteinase MEP
Exons: 10
Coding region: 1-1791 (596 amino acids)
Molecular function (GO): zinc ion binding; metalloendopeptidase activity
Source: RefSeq, a predicted model, not a curated record